This is a messenger RNA of Racocetra persica, 173 nucleotides long. NCBI's taxonomy places the organism in Eukaryota, Fungi, Glomeromycota, Glomeromycetes, Diversisporales, Gigasporaceae. The record is from the annotation of a GenBank genome assembly.
UAUAUGUUGCUUUAACUGUUGAAGUUCCUACAACUUCUCUUUUAACUGUUAAUAUUUCUUUGAAUAGACAACAAAAAGAAGAGGCUAAAGAAAUUCUUUUAAACAACCACCAAAUCUUUGCUAAAAAUAUUUCUGAAGAAGGACAAACCUUGAAACUGAGACAAACCAAAGAA